AUGAAGCCACCUCCUUUCAAGAAGGCGAGGAACUGCCGCGGAAGUAAUGACGUCAGUAUAGAACAGAUAGUUGAACAAGCUUUGCUCAGUGAUGAUGUUGCAUGUGAAUCGUUGCUUCGGAGGUUGAUCGGCUUUGAAAAAGAGGUCGUUGACACAGUCGUAGUGAUAUCGAAAGGUGUAAAUGCUUCCAAAAUUUAUCUACGAGGACCAUUUUCCAAGGUUAUUCGCGAGCACUUUACAUUGAUUGGUGUUGCCACGGCCAUUGAUCGUCUCAAAGAAUUUCAUGGUUUCAUAGUCGACAGUGUUGACAGUAAAUGCGUUAGGUUUAACUACCCAAGUUUGAGAAUGACGUCAACAAAUGAAAACUGCGACGAGGUCGCCGAAGCUAGGACUAUGGGAAGGCAUCCAUAUAUGGCUACACUAUCAAUGCUAUUAGACUUUUCUGACUCCGAUAUUUCUGAUAGAAUCAUCGAGCUGAUAGCUUUACAAGAGCUGCCAGCACACGAAAGGAAAGAGGCAGCAGAUCUUAUUGUCUCGUUCCUUCCAUCGUAUUGUAGUCGCUGCUCUAAUAAGCAGUUGCAGAUAUUCUUGGAAUUCGUUAUAUCAGAGCAUUCGGAAGAGAAAACUGUGUGUUUUGAAAGGUAUUCGGAGGUAUUCAGUGAGUCUGUACGCAAGUAUUUCGAGCAUGGUAUAGAAACGAAGUGGAAGAUUGAUGAGGUUCUUUCAUCGAGUGAAGAAUCCUUACUGAAUGCGUUUCUCAGCAUACCUGUGCAGUCACUUUCUCCUUUCGCAGCUGAACAGUAUGUGGUGGUUGCCGCCAUGCUUGCUUCAAGAACUCAGUUUACACAUGAGAAGUUAUUUUCGUCUAGCAUACAUGUGCUUGGACUUCUCAUAAGAUUUUCUGCUUUACUCGUGACAACAAAAUGGGAAGCAUUGUCGAAAUCUCCUGAAGAAGUACAAACAGAAAUUCUGGGAAAGAUCCGAAAUAAGUACCUUUGCGAAAUACUACACAGUAUUGAUUGGAAAAAUGCGGAUCGAGUGCAACCGUCCGCUGAGAGGUGGUUGACCAGUUCUAUAAUCGCCGGGGAAUUUAAUUUCGAGAAAAUCGUGGUAGAUCGAGCUCUUACAUUCCAGCUUAAAUACCUUCCUUUUGUCUAUGAAGGAGCUCGGAAUUUGGAAAAUAUUAUAGAUUGGAAAGUAUUGCUGUAUUUACAACGCGUUGGAAUCUCGCUCGAUGUACCGAUCUCAAUACUAUCUACGGAGAGGGUAUUAGAGUUGUUGGCAACUUGCUCGAGCGAACUGGAAAUAACAAACGAGACGCUUUCUAUUGUUGCUAAACUUAUUUCGCCACGUUUGAAGUCCGUAGCGACCACUUGUCUAGUAUUACUAGCAUCAAUUUUCGAAAGAGCUGAGAACUGUAUUGAGCUAUUAAGUUGUGCUGCUAGUGCUCUUGAGUCAUUCGGUCAUACUGAUGUCGAGCGUGAUAUCGUUGUGCUGUGUUUGAGCAUAGCCUCUUCACAGCCCUUAAAUGAUGCAGUUUACAACCAUAUUCGUGGAGUGCAGAAAGUUAUUCAAAAUGCUAUGCUUUAUGCUCACCAUGCUGUAAAUAACGACCAAUGUGCUUUAUUUGCACAGCUGUUUGUAAAAGUGACCAAAGCUGUACAACGAUUUAUAAUCAACAAGCUUGGAACAGCAGAGCAAGUGGAUGAGUUGAUCCACGCUUUAAACAGUUUGGCGCACAAUAUUAUACAACAUAAAGUGUACUACAGCAGGGUGAGCAUGAAUGAAUGUUUCAAGAUUUUAGCGGAGGAGAAACUACUUCAUGUCUAA
Molecule: messenger RNA, 1830 nt
Organism: Angiostrongylus costaricensis
Lineage: Eukaryota; Metazoa; Nematoda; Chromadorea; Rhabditida; Metastrongylidae
Source: the annotation of a GenBank genome assembly